AACACGGAAGCUCCGCCCACAAGCCGUUGUGCGCACGCUCUUCUGCCCAAGGAGGGAGAGUAGCCGUCAUGGAGAACGCUCCGCUGUCUGGGCCGGAAAAGAAAGACCCUGAAAGUCCAGGAGUGCAGCAGGCGGCUGCAGGAUCCCUGGUGGAGCUCACCCCAACCCCCGGCGGCCUGGCUUUGGUGAGCCCCUAUCACACCCACCGGGUCGGGGACCCCUUAGACCUCGUGGCGCUCGCAGAGCAGGUGCAGAAGGCUGAUGAAUUUAUUCGAGCAAAUGCCACGAACAAAUUGACAGUCAUAGCUGAGCAGAUCCAGUAUUUGCAAGAACAAGCCAGGAAGGUACUGGAAGAUGCUCACAGAGAUGCCGACUUGCACCGUGUAGCUUGUAAUAUGGUGAAAAAACCUGGCAACAUUUACUAUCUUUAUAAACGGGAGAGCGGUCAGCAAUACUUUUCCAUUAUUUCUCCAAAGGAAUGGGGGACUAGUUGUCCUCAUGACUUUCUUGGUGCCUACAAGCUUCAGCAUGACUUGUCCUGGACUCCAUAUGAGGACAUUGAGAAGCAAGACGCUAAAAUCAGCCUAAUGGACAAGCUGCUGAACCAGCCAGUGGCCCUGCCCUCCUGCACUGAACCCACCUUCCAGAGACUGACUAAUUGAGCGUGGACUCUGGCCAGCAGCUCUCACAACAAGGGCCUGUUGCCUCCUUGUGGCCCCUGUUCUCUGCAUUGAUGGGGCAGGGUCAUGGGAUCUGAGGACUUGUAGGUGAAUCAGGAACUUCUUGGAAGGAGACCCUAUGUGAAUGUAAUUGCUUUUGUUUUUAUUGCUUUUAAUUGGGUUGGUAAGGAAUCACAGUACUCUCUUUUGGGAUCUCCUUGGAGCAACAGAUGCCCAGUUGGAGGUCACUCUCAGUUCCUUGAUACUUUGGCCUCUGCAAGAUGGCAGCUUUCUUCAUCAAAGCAGAAAGGAUAAGAGUCUACUAGCAGGACAGGAAUUAAUCUCACAUAGUCCAUUCAUAGAAGUGAUGUCACCUUUUUUGUAUUCUCUUGGUUAGAAACAAGUCUGCAGGCCAGCCCACACUCAAGGGAGGGAAUUACACACAGGAAUGAAUACCAGAAGGCAGGGAUCACUGCAUCGUUGAAUAGACUUAAAAUUUGUUUGCCGUGGUGCUCAGUUGAGAGGAAAAAAGAAAAGUCAAUUCUGGCUAAAAGAGGCGAUAUUACAAAGUAGUUGAGUGCAUUGAUGUUGAAGUCACAGAUCUGGACUUGACUCUUCACUCUGACAAAAUAACUUAUAUCUGGCAUUCCUGCUUCCCCUCUGUCCCCUCUCCAGUCCAUUCUGCAUAUAGUUAGGUCGAUCCUUUGAAAAUGCAAAUCACCCUCACCAUUGACAUUUCCAACCAUUGGAACUGGAGAGGAGUUAUUCAGAAGAGAGAAAUAUAGUUACCAUGCUGAUGCACUCCCUGCACUGACCUUUAGGUAGUGCCAUUCCUUUCCUGUUUAAGCCAAUGAUCAGGCUUAGGGAAGGCUAGUGGCAAUGUCAAAAUCGCGGACUAGGACUCAGUGAUGAUGUACAGUAGCUACUUUUCAUUCAACCAUCCAGCUGUCUACCCAGUAAUUCUGUAAGUAUUAACACCUUCUGGGGUCCAGGUUCUAGAGAAUAAUACAGCUGAAAUAGGGCCCUAUUUCACAGGAGUGCGCAGUCUAGUGGGUGAGGAAGCAAGCCAGUGACUACAGCGUGCUGUAAGAAGUGCUGUGCUAAAGGUAUGCACUGGAUAUUCUAGAACAUAAGCUUGGAGAAUUUGGGAAGACUCUUUGGAGGAGCUGAUUCCUGGGUGUUGAAAAAUAACUGGGGCUCCAAUUAUCUUCUCUAUGGGAAGUGUGUCUUUUAGGGGUUAGGGUAGGGUUCAUUUUUGGAUGAAGUUUAUUUGUAAAUGAAGGAAAGGACAUCCUUUUACAGACCACAUCAACCAGAAUAAUGAGCACCAGUAUGGGUGCAGGGGGGAUAUAUCCUGCCUAGAAGAUUCUUAUUUCUGACAGCUGGGGGAUAGAUGAAAAGUGGGAACAAAAGCAAUUCCAAACAACAAGUAGCACGUGAAGGUGUUGAUAAGAAGCAGCAUGGCAUUUGGGAAUUGGAUCCAGUCUAAAGUGAAGAAUAUGAGGCUUGUUGUACCAAUGCAGACUUGUGGAGGUAGUGGUGGUGAGUGGGCCCUGGCCACUCAAGCUGAGAGGUUGACUUUAGAACUUUCACUGCUGUAGCACUGCUCGUGGCCUCUGCUUCCAGAAUUCCUGUCAAGAAUGGGGUGAGAGCCCAGAGCAUUGGUGCACGCCUAUACCCCAGUCACUUGUGAGGUUGAGGUAGGAGGAACUUAAAUUGAUGGCCAGUCUCAUCAGUUUAGUGAGGCCCUAAGCAACUUAGUGAAACCCUGUCUCAAAAAGGCAAUCCUGGCACCUCCCCCCCCCCAAAAAAAAAAAAAAAAAGGAAAAUGAAGAAUAUGAGCCAGGGGCUAUGGGAGAAGAACUAAGUAAUGAUAUAAAUAUUAGGGAGUUGGUAGUGUUGGCUUUCUAGAAGCCUCAUUUUGGCUGUGGAAGCUGGAUGGAGGAAAACCAUUAGGAGUUUCUGUCCCUAGUCCAGGCAGGAGAUGAUGGGGUUCUGAACUAAGAUUGUGGUAGAAUGAGAGGUACCAUAUUUCCUCAGUGGUAAGAUAACACUUUUUCCCCGACAUUUUAGUAUCUGAAACCUGGAUGCUUCUAAAAGUCAAUGGCAUGUCACAGUUAAUGUGACAUUUUUUCCUUUCUUCAAGCUGCGUGAAAUAAUGGUGUGUCUUAUAAGGGAUGGUGUCUUAGAUGAAGCAAGACAUUUUGAAAGUAAAAUAAAUUGCCAUCUUAUUGACAAUAAAAUGGGGGUGGUGAGUGAGAGGGAGAAACUUAGAUAAUGCUUGAAUUUCUGGCUUAAGUAUCUCUGUGGAUCCACAACAAAAUAUGGAAGAGGAAGACAUUCCUGAUAUUUUCCAGGAUAAUUAGUGAUCUAUAUUUGCUGCAAUAAUCCACCUUGCUGACCCUGCUCAGGCUCACUGGGUUUAAUAACUGAUGGUCUAGAAGGAGGGCUUUUCCUUCUAAAGUUGUCGCUCCAGUCAGUUCAUGAACACUGAGAGUAUUAGUGUUGUAGAUCACAAAGGUGGUGAAAUCCUGUGUAGUGAGCAGGUAUACCAUUAUCUCACUGAAUUUUUAUAUAAAUCCACCACCUAUUAAGUAUAUAUUUCUAUUUUAUAGAGUGAGCAUCUGCUCAGAUUCACAAAAUGGCCCGUGGUUAUAGAGAUUACAAAGUGGUAAGUUUGAUUCAAAUAUUCCUAUUUGAUUCCAGUCUGACCAUAACCUUAAUCAUGUUUUGGUUGAUUAAGAUAGUCCUAAAGGAUUUCAGUGUAGAGCUAAAAAGCUACAUUAUAAAAGUGAUAUAGUAAGAUGUAUAUAUGAGAUACUAUGGGAAUAGUCCGUUUAGUGUUUAGUGAUUGCAUGGACAGGAGGCAUACAGAAAACAGAGAAGUAACUUCUCUAAGGUCACACAACUCAGAAGCAAUUGAGCCCAUGUCUAUGGCAUCAAAACCUGUAUGCAAAAAAUAGGGCUUAGCUGGACACAGUGACCAACACUUGUAAUCCCAGCAACUUGGGAGGUUAAGGCAGGAGGAUUUGCAAGUUCAAAACCAGUCUCAGUAACUUAGAUCCCGUAUUAAAAUAAAAAGUAAAAAGGGCUGGGGAUGUGACUUGGUGUUUAAGCACCCUGGGGUUCAAUCCUUAGUGCUCCCCGCCCCCACAAAAAAAAAAAAAAAAAAAGACAGGUUUUCUUUCUUAAGGAGCUGGAGACUGGGAGGAAGGCAUUUCUAAGUGCCUAGACGAAUUAGACUUCUGUAAUUUAGGCAGAUUUGAUUCAGUGGAUCAUUCCUUACUUGAAAGCCUUUUUUCUUUGUUUUGAUUUGAAAUAUUAUAUUCUGCUUUUCUACUACUUCA
This is a messenger RNA of Marmota monax (woodchuck), 4006 nucleotides long. RefSeq names its product chromosome unknown C1orf50 homolog (gene CUNH1orf50). NCBI's taxonomy places the organism in Eukaryota, Metazoa, Chordata, Mammalia, Rodentia, Sciuridae. The coding region runs from base 69 to 662 and encodes 197 amino acids. The transcript has 5 exons. The record is from RefSeq and is a predicted model, not a curated record.